AGGAAAUCCCGGGUGGGUAGACAUCACACCCGGAAGUGAAGCGGCGCCGCGACGGAGCGGCGGUGCGCGCGGCAGUGCCCCAAGUAUCCCGCUUUCUCAGGAGGAAACCACCGCAUCGGGUCGGCGCUGCGGGCUACAGCCACUGGCCUGGUUGACCAUGGCCCUUUCGGUGGAGACUGAGUCGCACAUCUACAGAGCCCUGCGCACUGCCUCUGGGGCUGCUGCUCACCUUGUGGCCCUUGGUUUCACCAUCUUUGUGGCUGUGCUUGCUAGGCCUGGCUCCAGUCUGUUCUCCUGGCACCCCGUGCUUAUGUCUCUGGCUUUCUCUUUCCUGAUGACGGAGGCACUGCUGGUAUUCUCUCCUGAGAGUUCGCUGCUGCGCUCCCUCUCGCGGAAAGGCCGAGCACGCUGCCACUGGGUACUGCAGCUGUUGGCCCUUCUGUGUGCACUGCUGGGCCUGGGUCUUGUCAUCCUCCACAAGGAACAGCUUGGCAAAGGCCACCUGGCCACAUGGCAUGGGAGGGCAGGGCUGCUAGCUGUGCUGUGGGCAGGGCUGCAGUGCUCAGGUGGGGUGGGGCUGCUCUACCCCAAACUGCUGCCCCGAUGGCCCCUGGCCAAGCUCAAGCUGUACCAUGCCACUUCUGGGCUAGUGGGCUACCUUCUGGGUAGUGCCAGCCUCUUGUUGGGCAUGUGCUCGCUCUGGUUCACUGCCACUGUCACUGGUGGGGUCUGGUACCUGGCUGUGCUAUGCCCCGUUAUUACCAGCUUGGUCAUCAUGAACCAGGUAAGCAAUGCUUACUUGUACCGCAAGAGGAUUCAGCCGUGAGCUCUUCUCAGCCUGGAAGCCUGAAUUUGCCCAUCAGUGCAGGAACUGGGGCUGGGACCACCUGGACUUUCUCAGCUGACUAGGUCACAGGGACACCUCAGGCACUGGGGCUCUGGUAGGAGUCCUGUGUGUGACAUCCGUGUGUGACAUUGCUUCUCACACUGGAGUGCCUCCUGUCUCCUCUCUUGCGGCGCUAAUGGAUCACGUGUCUGGAGGAAGCUGGGUGUCAAGACUGCCUCCCCAGCAACUCAACUCAUACUUGUACUGGUAUGUCCAGAAAUUACAAGAGAAAAAAAAGUGAAAUAAAAAAGUGACUGAAAAGAC
This is a messenger RNA of Pteropus alecto (black flying fox), 1150 nucleotides long. Its product is annotated as cytochrome b561 domain-containing protein 2. The coding region runs from base 158 to 826 and encodes 222 amino acids. Gene Ontology annotation, cellular component: endoplasmic reticulum. Gene Ontology annotation, molecular function: transmembrane monodehydroascorbate reductase activity. NCBI's taxonomy places the organism in Eukaryota, Metazoa, Chordata, Mammalia, Chiroptera, Pteropodidae. The transcript has 4 exons. The record is from RefSeq and is a predicted model, not a curated record.